Messenger RNA from Tachysurus fulvidraco (yellow catfish), 2112 nucleotides. RefSeq lists its product as uncharacterized. The record is from RefSeq and is a predicted model, not a curated record. The coding region runs from base 311 to 1096 and encodes 261 amino acids. Gene Ontology annotation, cellular component: membrane. NCBI's taxonomy places the organism in Eukaryota, Metazoa, Chordata, Actinopteri, Siluriformes, Bagridae. The transcript has 9 exons.
AGGUGGCACUAAGAUCCUCUUAAUCUGGCUGAAUCAGCAGUGAAGCAUCUUCACACUGAACUCUUCACUCUUGUCUUUUUAUUGAACUUUAGUUUUAUUUCUUUUUCUCCUCAUUGUGUUUGUACGUGUGUGUGUGUGUGUGUGUGUGUGUGCGGACAGCUGGACACCAGAGCUGCUGCUGUGCAGGGGAUAAGAUCCUGUAUACGGAUUGUUUCUCUCUCUCUCUCCAUCAUCCUGCUCCAGCUUUCUGCAGGCCCUGUUCGUGACACUCUGGCAUUUCUUUCUGUAAUAAUCAUAACAUAAUAACAGCAUGGGGAUUGAGAGUCAAGCCCCGGCUCAGCCUGCAGUCAGCCUGACGCCCAGACAGGUGAAAACCUUCCAGAAGGUGGAACCCAAAGCUUUAGGGUCGAUCCAGAUCAUCAUCGCUAUUUUGUGUCUGUGUCUGAGCAUCACCGUGCUUCAGAUCUACUAUGAAGUUCACUUCACCCCUGACCUCAUUGUAGUGGUCGUGAUCGUCAUUCAGAUUCUUGCCUCCGGUUCCAUCCUGAUCCAUGCUGGGAGGUUCCCUUCUCUUUUCUGGGUAAAAGCGACACUGGCUAUCCACCUUGUAAGUGCUGCGUUCACGACGGCCGCUCUGGGGCUCCUGUCUCGCCACCUUCCCUACAGACAGGACUCGUAUCACUGUGAGCACUGCAGGAGACUGGAGAUCUACGCUGUGCAACAAUAUUGUUUCAAGAAAUGCGCUGAUACAGUCGAAAGAACCUGUAAACUCCUGAUUGACGGCUUGUUGGCUACACUGGUGCUGUUCCUGGUGGUGGAGCUGAUCGUCUGCAUCGUCACCAUUCUGUUUGGACUCAGCGUUCUGGCCAAAGGAGGCCUGCAUCUGCCCGGCGUGGUCCAGCGUACCGAAGGUCCUCUAGCUCGUCCUGCUCCUCCUCAACAAGCGAGUGCACCUCCUCAGCAGGUGGAGGAGGUGGUGGAGGAGGUGUUGGUAGCCGUGGCUGCACGUGAAGAUUAUCCUCAGUCUGUAGACGAAGCUUCUACUCCUCCCACUGAACCACAGGUCGAGCCCAUUGAUUCUAUAGCGGAGGUCUGAGGCUAGCAGGACGUCGUGAUCGUUUUGGUUUAGCGGCUAGUCAGUUUCUGCUCUCAGAACAUAUUUCAAUAACUAAAACUCCUGUGUGUUUUUCCACCAAUUAUACCGGAGCGCGAGGCCAAAAAUGAAAUGUAAACCAUUUACACUAGCCCCAUAGCUCCUGAUUGUCAGGAUGUGAUGUGAAUAAUGUGAAUAAUGAUAUUAGAGCCAUUUUACCCUGAGGCAGUUCAGACUUUUCGAAUAUAUUAAAUAAAGUUUAUACCACAACGCUGCCGGAUUCUCAAUGCUGAUUGGUCAGAAGGUGCUGAUUCUUUUUUUAAUUUUUUUUAAAUUAAUUUAUUUUUCCCCCUGUAGCUGCAGCUCAGACACUAGCCCCUGCUGCGAAUUCAUAUCCGUUCGGUUCGUAUCUGCCGAUACGUUAUGGUUUCUAUAGUAACAGCUAUUUAUGGAAGGAGUCUAGCGGUAACGUUACGUUUUACUGAUUAAUGCGACGGACUGCUGUUUGUAGCUGAUAACGGGAAUCGACUCUGGAGUCGAUUCUUGUUUCACGGACAUUCCACUUAACUAAAAAUGGAUAAAAAUAAUCCCUUUAAUUUAAGUAAUAUUGCCGAGGUAUAAGACGAAUAAAACAUUUCUCUCAUGCUGUUAUUGGAAAAUAUUACAAUUUAAGUUGUUCUGCUGUCGGUGGUCAUUUUCCUGGUCCUGCUUUAUUCCUCACUCAUGAGACAUUUCACAAUGAGUUUCAGGACAAUCUGAUCAUUAAAGUCCUUAUAUUUCAGUACAUGCUGUAUGACAUACAGCACAAUAUGCUUUUUGUCAUUUUUCUCACUUGCACUAUAGAGUGGAUGAACGUGAUUAGCUGGGAUUAGUCUGUGUAACACGGUGAAACCGUAUCACGUUACACAUCCACUUCGGACCUUGUGUUUCUUCCUGGAGAGGAUUCCUCUGUAUACAAGUGCAGUGCACUACAUCAUGAUGUCCUCAUUUCAUCCUUCACUAAACACGAGCUUGAUGAA